AUGGACGAAAAAGGAAGUGGCAACUCACGGCUCAGCGGCGAUCAAACCGUUCAAGCAAGCAAGAACCUCUCCAUACCUAAGGCUACUGCAAACGAUACUAUUUCCAUUCCUAAUGGCGGAACAAAGGCGUGGAUCCAAACUGUGGGAACAUUUUUCAUCUUCUUCAAUACCUGGGGAAUCCUCAACACAUUUGGCGCAUAUCAAACCUACUACGAGACGGGAGACCUAUUCAGGGCGUCAUCUUCCACUAUCUCAUGGAUAGGCUCGGUGCAAUCCUCUUUGCUGUUAAUCUUAGGGUUAAUCACAGGUCCUCUCUACGACGCAGGUUACUUCCGUGUUUUGUUGUCCACGGGCUCCUUCCUAGUAAUAUUUGGACAAAUGAUGACCAGUCUGUGUCACGAAUAUUAUCAAGUCAUUCUUGCACAGGGCUUCUGCAUUGGCAUUGGAGUCGGACUUAUCUUCAUUCCUGGUGUUGCUAUUCUGUCCACCUAUUUUGAUACAAGGUUGGCCCUUGCAAAUGGGAUCGCGGCCACAGGGGGCGGGUUAGGUGGAGUUCUGUAUCCGAUAAUCUUCCACCGACUCAUUGACCGAAUUGGAUUCGGCUGGACUGUACGAGCAAUGGGUCUGAUUGUCUUCAUUACACUUCUGAUUCCACUAUUGGUAUUUAAAAUCCGAGCUCAGCCUUCCAGCAAACGGAAAAUGAUGGAUCUUUCCGCGUUUAAAGAACCCGCAUAUACAUUCUUCGUUCUGGGUGGAAUCCUGACAUUCAUAUCGCUUAACAUUCCCUUCUUCUAUAUCCAGUACUUUGCGGUUACCAAGAAGGUUGCUGCCGACGAAGUGGGAUUUUACCUGCUGUCGAUUAUUACAACAGGAUCAGUCCUUGGCCGAAUAGUCCCCAACAUCUUCGCAAACAAAGUCGGUCCGUUCAACAUCGUUUUUGUAUGCACCAUGAUAUGUGGUGCCUUGAUGUUUGCACUGAUUGACCUGUCCAAUAUGGCGGGAGUUGUGGUGGUUGCGUUGCUGUAUGGGUUCUUCUCCGGGGCAUUUGUCUCGCUGCCACCAACAUGCUUUGUUCGCCUUUCUCCCAAUAGGGCUUUGAUUGGAACCAGAAUGGGAAUGGGGUAUGCGGCCAUGACAGUGGGUAAUCUCAUUGGAACCCCGGUGGCGGGGACAAUUCUACAGGAUCACGGAUUCAACGCCAUGUGGGUUUUUGGAGGAAUUAUGUCGGUUGCUGGCGGUUUGGCCAUGAUGAUGAGUCGGAAUAUACUUGGUGAAUGGAAGCUUUUGGCAAGUAUAUAG
Messenger RNA from Penicillium riverlandense, 1299 nucleotides. Its product is annotated as MFS general substrate transporter. Gene Ontology annotation, cellular component: fungal-type vacuole membrane. The transcript is spliced from 3 exons. Lineage: Eukaryota; Fungi; Ascomycota; Eurotiomycetes; Eurotiales; Aspergillaceae. Gene Ontology annotation, molecular function: transmembrane transporter activity. The record is from RefSeq and is a predicted model, not a curated record. Gene Ontology annotation, biological process: transmembrane transport. The coding region runs from base 1 to 1299 and encodes 432 amino acids.